Molecule: messenger RNA, 189 nt
Organism: Linum tenue
Lineage: Eukaryota; Viridiplantae; Streptophyta; Magnoliopsida; Malpighiales; Linaceae
Source: the annotation of a GenBank genome assembly
AUGAGUCACAAUUUUGGAGGCUUGAGACCUGCACUACUGCAAUGCCACACCUCACUUCCCAUGCAAAAGGUUCCAAAUCUCCAUUGCUUUGGCUUUCAUCUCUGGGUUUCUCCUUGCUGUGUCGUCCCAUGUCAUGUUCUGGCUCAUGGCGUCUGUAUGAAGUCAAAAAACUCCUCAAAGUGUGAUUAA